This is a messenger RNA of Heterotrigona itama, 4629 nucleotides long. NCBI's taxonomy places the organism in Eukaryota, Metazoa, Arthropoda, Insecta, Hymenoptera, Apidae. The record is from the annotation of a GenBank genome assembly.
AGAAAUAGUUCAACUUUUAACUUAACGUUGAAUGAUUAUUUGAUAAUCAUUUGAUUAAAUGAUUAUUUUCAUUUUAAAAAUGGUAAAUAUAACCUAUAUUCACAAUUUAAUAAUUUUCUUAAUACUGUAUAUUAUUAUUUAAUGCAAAUUUAUUAUUUAAAGUUAGGCAUAACUUUUUUUUUAAGCAUAAUAAUAUAUACUGUAACAUUAUAUUAGUAUAUAAUGAGAUUAUAAGAUUAAACAUCAUUAUGUUAACAUACAUAUCAUAUGUUAUACUAUUACAUAUUUGUAAUCUUUUAGGAAUUUCUCAUUUCUCGUUAGUUUACAAACAAAUCUGUUUGAUAAGUUAUUUCCUCAUAUUCUGUUUUUCCCUGUCGUACAUCAUUAUGUUUUAUUGCAAAUUGUUAGAUAUUAUGUUAAGACGCAUUAUUAACAGGGCAAGUAUUUAAUUAUUAUAUGUUUGAAUGAAAAAAUUAAGUGUUAAGACUUGCAAAUAUUCAUCAUGAUUUCAUGAUUUAAUUUUGUUUUUGUAUGUAAAUAAUACAUAUAAACAAAUUCAAAUACAAACUUUUUUAAAUAUAAAAUAAAAUAUACAAAUUUUAAAAAAAUUAUAUAUACGCAAUUAUAUAAAAUAAUUUUAUAUAAUUACAUUAUAUUUCUUUUGAUAUUUCUUAUAUUUACUGUACCAUUAUUAUUUUUAUUUUUAAUUGUUCUAAUAGUAAAAUAAAAAGAAAGAAGAAAAAACAUAUUUUAUUCAUCUCUAAAUCUCAUUUAUCAAUUAAUGGUAUGUUGUGUUACUUCGGGGGAAUGGGAAAAAAAACAUUAUCAAAUCGAAACAUAAUUAUUAAAUACAGAUAUUUACUUAGCAGAUAAUGAUAUAUCAGUUUUAUCUACAGUGAAAUUUAAUUUUUCUUAAAUUAUUAGAUGUCUUUUGGGAUGUUGAAUAAUUAUAAAUUAGAAGAUAAAAAAAAAAGCAAAGAAAGAUAUUGUGUGUGUGUAUAGGAUUGAUGUAAUUUGUAUGUUAUAACAAGAAAUUAACUGUGUUGUAAAAAAACGAACUUAUAAUUAACAAACAAUUAUUAUAAAGUACAUAUACAAGUGUAUUAUAAUCUUUAAAUAAAUUGUUAAAUUUUUAAAUUUUUGCCUUUAGUUGUGCGAUCAUUCAUCAGAAAUCUUCGUGUUUUAGACAUUUUGUAAUAGUUGUUGCAAUGUUAAUUUUCAUUGAGAAUUAGUUGAAAUAAGUCAAAUAUAAGCGGAAAUAUUUAAAAUUUUUGCAACACGAUAAAGAAAAAAAGUUUAAAAGGUCUUGAUAAAAGUGUAGAGUGGACUGGCCGCUAAGAAAUGCUAUAUAUGCGCUAUAGACGCAUGUAUUCGAAGAAAGUACGUCGAUAGUGAACUACUUUCAAAGUAAUAUUGCUACGCACAGUAAUAUUACAAAAUCUGUUAUUAUUAAUUCUCAUCUAAAUUAUACAGCGAUUUAAAAUACUGAUUUUGCAUUGUGAUGUAGUGAAGCAUUUCCAAUUAGAUAAUUAUAGAGUGGAGUUGUACAGAGUGAAAUUAUAAAGUUAAAUCAUCGGAAAUAUUUCAAUUAAAGUGACAACGCAAGGAAGUAUCUAAAUCUACUACAUCCUUUCUAAAAUAAGGUCUCGAUUUAAAAUUUUUUUAAUUAUUUAAAGCAGCUGUUAAAUUAAAAUAGCUCAAUAUAAUAACUUAAAUAAGUUUUUAUUUAACAAGAAUCAUUUUUUAAAAAAUAAGUAUCCUGUAAGAUCGUGUAAUGAAAUUAUAUUUGUUCGAAACUUACGUAAUUGGUCAAAGAAUAACUUUAUAUUAUUACAUAAACUAACAGUCUUUAAAUAUUUUGAACAUUACAAACUAUUUGAAUUGAUUUUAAUAAUAAUUUAACAAAAUGAGUACACUUGAAAAUUACGCGCGUACAUAUAAUGCAUAUCAAUGAUACCGCCUUGAGAAGUUUUAGGUUAGAGAUUAUAACUAGAUGAAAUUUUUUACCGGAUGCGUUGGUUAAUAAAUAUAAGAGAUUUGAAAAAUUUCAAAUGAUCUUGUAUAUUUCAUGUAUCAUCAUAUCGUAUUUGAUUUAAGAAACAAUUUGUUAUGAUUGCGAAUUGGCUGAAUUUAAAUCGUUGCGGUUUUCGAUUGGUUGAAAACCUAAUCAGUCGCAUGCAGUAUAUAAAAGAUCGUGUGAAUCAAGGAUAUGUAGCAGAAGUCUUCCAAGAUUCAAAUUUUAACGUGUAUUUUUCAACCACUUGUUGCACAUCGAAGCCCGUGAUAAACAAGCGAUUAGUGAGGAGUAAUAAUCAGAGUUUUAAAGUCUUAUUGUGUUACACCAUGCUUGAGGUUAUCAGUAAUAACUCUUUGAACUUUAUCAGAAUAAUAAAUAGAAUAGUAAAGAGACGUUUUGCAAUGUCCCCCGCAGACUUAGGAAAUAAACAACACAUGCUUGAAACAAUUUAUAAAAAUGUCUGGGAGACAGACCCGGAACUCUUUAAAUUAAUGAAAAAGGAAAAAAGGAGGCAAGAAUCUGGUCUUGAAAUGAUUGCUAGUGAAAAUUUUACAUCUCUUAGCGUUCUUCAAUGCUUGGGUUCUUGUCUUCAUAAUAAAUAUAGUGAAGGUCUUCCAGGUCAAAGAUAUUAUGGAGGAAAUGAAUACAUCGAUGAAAUUGAACUGUUAGCACAAAAACGUGCUUUGGAAGCAUUUGAUCUAAAUUCUGAAGAAUGGGGCUGCAAUGUACAACCAUAUUCAGGAAGUCCAGCUAAUUUUGCUGUCUAUACAGGUUUAAUUGAGCCUCAUGGCCGUAUAAUGGGUUUGGACCUUCCUGAUGGAGGACAUCUUACACAUGGGUUUUUUACUGCAACUAAAAAAGUUUCUGCGACAUCAAUAUUUUUUGAAUCAAUGCCAUACAAAGUUGAUCUUGAUACUGGUUUAAUUGAUUAUGAUAAAUUAGCUGAGGAAGCAAGUGUAUCUUGUUAUAGUAGAUGUUUAGACUACAAGCGAUUUAGGCAAAUAGCAGAUGAAAAUAAUGCUUAUUUGUUUAGUGAUAUGGCUCAUGUAUCAGGAUUAGUUGCAGCUAAAUUAAUUCCUAGCCCAUUUGAAUAUAGCGAUGUUGUGUCUACUACAACUCACAAGACUUUAAGAGGACCUCGUGCUGGUGUUAUAUUCUUUCGUAAAGGAGUUAGAAAAAUUGGGAAAGAUAGUAAAAAAAUUAUGUAUGAUAUAGAAGAUAAAAUUAAUCAAGCUGUAUUUCCGGGACUACAAGGUGGACCUCACAAUCAUGCAAUCGCAGGCAUAGCUACAGCAAUGAAACAAGUUAAAUCACUAGAAUUUCUUCAAUAUCAGAAACAAAUUGUAGCUAAUGCAAAGAGAUUAUGUUCAAAACUUCAGGAGCAUGGUUAUAAAAUCAGUACAGAUGGAACUGAUGUUCAUAUGUUACUUAUAGAUUUACGAAAUAAAGGCAUUACAGGAGCUAAAGCAGAGAAGAUUUUGGAGAGUAUUUCCAUAGCUUGCAAUAAAAAUACAGUGCCUGGUGAUAAAAGUGCAUUAAAUUGCAGUGGUAUUAGACUUGGUACGCCUGCAUUAACCACUCGUGGUUUAGUUGAAAAAGAUAUUGAUAAAGUUGUCGAUUUUAUACAUAGAGGUCUAUUACUUGGUAAGGAAGUGUCUAACAUUUCCGGUCCUAAGCUUGUCGACUAUAAAAGAAUAUUAAGUAUUGAUGCCAAUAUAAAAGCAAAAGUUACAGCUUUAAGAGAAGAAGUUGAAACAUUUUCUAGGCAAUUUUCUAUUCCUGGUUUUGAAGAAUAUUAAUAAUAUUAAUCCAUCAUGAUAUAAUUUUCUGUAUUGCAUUUUUCUAUAAAUUUUGUAAGAAAAGAAAAAAAAUGUUCAGAGAAAUUAUGUUUUGUAAUAAUUCAUAAAGAACAUAAACAUAAGCAUAUAUGAAUUUUGUGUGAAAUAUGUAUUUAUAUACAUGUAUAAUAUUUUUACAGAUAAAAAUUAUUUAAAAAAUUGAUACAUUAAGAAAUUAAAUACACGAAAAUUUUUAAUUAUACAUUUAAAAAAUAUUAGAUUAUGUGAAUUACAAUAUUGUUUUACUUAUACAUACAAUAUAUUUCACGUUAUUUUCAUUAAUUUUUAAUAACUUUGUACAUUUAUUAUUGCAACUAAAUAUAGACAUAAAUUCACUUGUAAAAUGAAGUUUAGUCGUAUAAAUUACCAUUCAAAUUAAAAAAAUUUGAAAAUAUAUUUUUACGUUUAUACAAACACACAUGUUUAAACUUUUUUCCUUAUAGUAUUACAUAAAAAAGAUUUAUUAUUUAUAAUUUAUUCGUAUUUUUAUUUAAAAUUCUAAUUUUCUUGCUAUAUCAAUUAUCAGCAUUGAAAUAUUUGCAUCAUUAUUAUUCGUUGCUUACCAAUUUUGAAUAAAAAUUAAUAAUAAAAAUUAAUUCUUUAUUUUUCAAUUAUAUAGUGAUAUUAUUUUCGUGCUUUUUUGUUUAAAAUUGUGUAUUUCUAUUUAACAAUCAAGGUUUAUUCACGCAUUGGUAAUUAAUAUUUUAUUGGAAUUAUUAUAUAAAUUAUUAUAUAAAUUAUUUGCAUUACUAUCAAUCAAUAUUAUUUUUUUUA